Salvelinus fontinalis (brook trout) is the source of this 2589-nucleotide messenger RNA. Its product is annotated as zinc finger protein 436-like. Gene Ontology annotation, biological process: regulation of transcription by RNA polymerase II. The record is from RefSeq and is a predicted model, not a curated record. Lineage: Eukaryota; Metazoa; Chordata; Actinopteri; Salmoniformes; Salmonidae. Bases 250 to 1719 code for a protein of 489 amino acids. The transcript is spliced from 4 exons. Gene Ontology annotation, molecular function: RNA polymerase II cis-regulatory region sequence-specific DNA binding; DNA-binding transcription factor activity.
CAACAACACGGCUACUCUUUCAACCAGCUCGGUAGCUUGCUAGCUAAUUUAAAUGCGAAACAUUGACGCUUUAGACCAUGUUAAUGUACAUUAGCUAAUCUCAGUGUUUUAAACACAAUUCUGUUGACGUUUCUACUGGUUAACUUUAAGGUAAUUUGGUUGUUCAAUUUGCAAACUUGUUAAAGAUUGAUACUGAGCAUAGCACUAGGCUAGUCGCUAAUGUUAACUAGCUAGCUAACAUCCCGGACCAUGAGCUCACUAAACUACUCGCCCCUUGCUAAAGAAGAGGAGGUCUACUGGACGGAGAAAGAAGCUCUGGGGCUGAACAUUGUCGUGAAAGAAGAAGAAGAAGAGGGUGUUACAGUGAAAGAAGAGAAAUCUCCGUUUGGAGAGGAAGAGGGGAUGGAGGCUCUCACAGUGGAAGAAGAGGAGGAAGAAGCUUUCAGAAUGAAAAAGGAGGAAGAGGAGAAUAUCACACUGAAAGAAGAGGACGAUAUUACAGUGAAAUAUGAGAAAGAACAUAUUGUAGUGGAAGAGGGGAUAGAGGCUGUCACAGUGGAAGAGGAGGAGGUAGACAUUUUCAGAAUGAAAGAGGAGGCAGAGGAGGCUGUGAAAGAGGAGGAGGAUGUUGCUGUGAAAAAAAAUAAAGAACCUUUAGGAGUGGUAGAGGGGAUAGAGGCAGGCAGAGUGGAAGAGGAGGAUGUUAUAGGGGAAAAAGAGGAAGAACCUUUUAGAGAGGAAGAGGAGGCUGUCUCAAUAAAGGUGAAGAAGGAGGUCAUUUUGGGAGUGAAAGAGGAGGAGACAGAAGAUCGGAUUACCACCAGGCAGAGACAUGACUAUUGUGGAUCCUCUGGGGAGCCUCAACAACAUCCUGAUGCUGACGAGGCAGAGAAGAGUCUCUCCAGAUCACAACACCAGAUGGGUUACCAGGACAACGCUAGCCCUUCCGUCCUCCCGGAGUCCCCGUGUUGUGCCUCUUCUGGUAGCGCCUUACUGCUGGGUAUGAAGAGGUUGUCUGUGCUGCUGGUGGACUGCAGGAAAACAACGGGGCUGAGUGGAACUGUGAGAGGAGGAGAGAAGAAAGGAUCAGAUUUGACUCAUCAAAGAGGAAAACCAACCUUGGAGGAACCAAAGACGUCCAACCCAGCAAGACGACACCUCUGCUCCCAUUGUGGAAAAAGUUUUAACCAGUUAGUUAGCUUGAAAAGACAUGAGAGGGUACACAUAAGAACGAAGCCACUCCAUUGCUCCCAGUGUGGAAAGAGUUUUAAGCGGUUAGACACCCUCAAAGCUCAUGAGCGAAUACACACAGGGGAGAAGCCAUGCCAUUGCGCCCAGUGUGGAAAGAGUUUUACCCAAUUAGGAAGCCUGAAAGAACACAUGAGACUGCACACAGGGGAGAGGCCUUACCACUGCUCCGAGUGUGGAAAGAGUUUUAAUCAGUCAGGAAGCCUGAAAGCUCAUGAGCGAAUACACACAGGGGAGAAGCCUUACCACUGCUCCCAUUGUGCAAAGCGUUUUUUUCCAAUUAGGAAGCCUGAAAGAACACAUGAGAGUGCACACAGGGGAGAAGCCUUACCACUGCUCCCAUUGUGCAAAGCGUUUUAUCCAAUUAGGAAGCCUGAAAGAACACAUGAGAGUGCACACAGGGGAGAAGCCUUACCACUGCUCCCGGUGUUCAACGCGUUUUACCCAUUUAGGAAACCUGAAAGCUCAUGAGCGAAUACACACAGGGGAGAAGCCUUACCAUUGUUCCCACUGUGGAAAGCGUUUUAACUAUUCAGGAAAGCUGAAAGAACACAUGAGACUGCACACAGGGGAGAAGCCUUACAAAUGCUCAGACUGUGGGAAGACAUAUUACUCAUCACAGUGACUUAAACAUCAUGUGCGAAUCCACACAGGAGAGAAUAAUUACUUCUCCUAGUGUGUAAAUGUAUAUUUCACAUCACAUUAACUUAAAAUUCAUCAGAGAACAUACACAGUGCUCCCACUGUCUUAUAUUGUUGUCUUAUAUUGUUGCCUGAGAAUGUGUUUAUUUUAUUAAAUGAAAUGGUACAAAGUAUACUCAAAUGUAUGUUUUUGUAAUAAAACAUGAAUUGAAUAUGGAGUAUGUCAGUUUGAAUAUAGAGUAGAUCAGAUUCCAUGGGUUUAAAUGGUCAUUUCUUAAACUCUGACUGUGUGUGUUUAUCUGGGUGUGUCUUUCCUCCAGCACUACAGAUAAUACAGUGAUAUUUGGAUGUGAUGCAUUUGCUCCGUUGUUUAAAUUUGCAUUGUUGGCCCACUGAUGAUUUAAUGAAAUGAAAAUGUUCACAGACUCUGUAAUGCAAAAUUUUAAUUGUAUGUGUCCACAUAUCUGAGUAUGUGACUAACCUUGUGAAACUGACCUAUUAUAAUCUCCUGUUCUUGGGAGUAUCAUCCUGUGUUGCAAACCAGCUGCACCUGUGUCCUUGUAUGAAUAAAGUCCCUCCUAGGAACAGGAAACUAUAAAGAUAUGUGCUCAUCACCCAAUGCUUCAGGAAUUAUACUGUCUACACUGCGCUGUGUAACUGUUAUUCUCUCUGAGCUCAGAAAUAAAGAAUCUUGGUUUGA